CUAUCGAUAUCCGCGGCCGGUGUUAUUCUGCAGUCGAUCAGCUGUGCUUUUGGGAAUUACGACAAUAAAAAUAAGUAAAGUCAAAAACAAGGGCAGCCGGACGGGAAUUAAGGAAGGAUGAGCGAGGCCGGCCCCAACGCGGAUGCCCUGGCGGCCGAGAAGCAGCGCAAGUUUCGCAUACAAGCCGCCGCUUUCCUGGGCCUAGUGGGCGGUGUAUCUGCCCUAUUUGGAUUCUCACGCACCUUGGCCACUGCCAAGAAGGCCGACAGCAAGGUGCUACAGCAGGCUGGCACCCGCCAGGGCAUCAUCCUGAUGGACGAGGGCGCUACGCUGGCCAUGCGAGCCCUUGGCUGGGGCACUCUUUAUGCUGUACUGGGCACUGGUGCCUUCUGCUACGGCUUCUGGAAGCUGAGUGGGGCCAAAGAUUUUCAGGAGUUUCGCCUAAAAAUGGGCAACGCACUGCCGCGUAUCACCAAGGAUGAACCGCCCGCCAGCCGCACCGACUUCGAGAGUCUCACCGACCUCAUGAAGUACCUGGCCGCCUGGAACAAGGAAUAAGGCGAAUAGCAGCUCCAACUCAGCUCACACAACACACUGUUUAAAAUAUAAACCUAAUGCCUAAGUAGACUAGAAUGUAAACCAAACCUUUUGUUAAUUUCAGUUCAUACAUACAUAUAUAUCAGUUUUCUUUAUAAAUA
Drosophila serrata is the source of this 698-nucleotide messenger RNA. Its product is annotated as transmembrane protein 242. The record is from RefSeq and is a predicted model, not a curated record. NCBI's taxonomy places the organism in Eukaryota, Metazoa, Arthropoda, Insecta, Diptera, Drosophilidae.